Messenger RNA from Prorocentrum cordatum, 1715 nucleotides. The record is from the annotation of a GenBank genome assembly. NCBI's taxonomy places the organism in Eukaryota, Dinophyceae, Prorocentrales, Prorocentraceae.
AGGCCGACCUCGCGCCCCUCCCGGCGCGCCCAGCGGGCCCUGCUCGUGCGCCCCGAGCCGCGCUGCCAGAGGGGACCGGCGCGGGUGCCAGGCCAGCCCGGUGGGGACGGCGCGCGGCGAUGGUGCCGGCGCAGGGCGCGCCCGCCGCGCAGGCUGGCCGGCCUCUGGAGUCGAGCUCUGGUGUCAAGAGGCACACGAUGGUGCAGGGCUUUCUCUGCGUCCUGUGCACCCUCGUCGGGGCGUUCUACCCGACGCUGCUCGACAUGUCGAAGACUUCGACGGAGCAGAAGGUGGCCUUCGGGCCGGGCUCUGACGGCCUACGGACGCAAGAGUGGCGGACGUACCCCUUCAGCCCAGUGUCUGUGGUUCUCGUCAACCAGGCUCUGCAGGUCUCAAUAGCGACGUGCUUCGUGGCCAAGAAGAACGGCCUCGCGUCCUUAUGGAAAGAUUCUGGGAUCGCGCUCAAGAUGUUUCCGCUGGGCGCCAUCUAUGCCAUUGGCGAGAUCCUGACGCUUCGGUCCGUGCAAAAGGGCUCUGGCCCUGUCUACGUCAUCAUCGCCAACAUGAAGCUGGUGGUCGCGGCGUUUAUGUCGCGGAUGUUUUUCGGGCGCGCCCGCGCGAUGCCGCUCGCGCAUUGGCUGGAGUUGGUGCUGAUCAGCCUGGCAGCCGCGGGUUACACUCUGGCCGAGGCUGGUUCGCUUGGCAACCAGUGGCAGUGGGAAGGCGCGUGGAUGGCGUUGCUGAAGAGCUCCCUCGUGGCGUUCAGCAGCGUCUUCUGCGAGCACAUCUACAAGAGCAACGCUUUCCACGUGGUGCUGACCCUGCAGGCUUUCUGGGGCCUGGUCGUCGUCGUGCUGUUAAUCGCGCUGUCCUUCGUCGGCCUGGGCCCGAGCUUCAUCGCGUCGGAGCUGCGCGACGACCUCGGCGGCGCGUCCUUGUUCGCGGGCGGCCCAGCGCAUGCGCUGUGCUCGUCGGACGAGCACGCGGCGUGCGUUCGCAGCCUCGCCCGCACCUCCGCGGCGCUGUCCGGCGAGGCGGUGUGCCGGUGCAUCAGCCGGCGCGGCUGGGAUCCGUCCACGCUGCUGGCCAUCUUCGCCGACCUCACGAACGCCGUCUCCUCGGCGCUGGUGUUCAAGAGGCUCAGCGCCGUGGCCAAGUACGUCUGCAGGGCCACCUCGGCCGUGCCGAUGUACGUCUUCUACUGCCUCGCGGGGCGCUCGAGCUGGGACGUGCGGACCUUCGGCGUGGUGCUGCUCCUGUGCGGGCAGGUCAGCGUGUACACCGUGCAGCGGCACAGGGCCGACAGGAACAAGGAGGUCGCGGACGCGCACUUCGCGCAGCACUACGGCGGCACGGGCAUGCCCAAGAGGGCGCCGUGAGCAGGGGCUGCCAGCGGCGCCGGCGGUCCGUGGGGGGGGGCGUCGGCCUGCGCCCGCUCGCGCGCCGGAGGCGACCCCCGCUCUCGGCAGGCACGGCGCCGGGAGCCGGGAGCAAACUAGAAGGACGCCCUUCCUCGGGCAGGUUUCGAGAGGAUCGGCUGUCGCUGGACACUCUGUGUCGCGUUUCGCAGUGCUUCAGAGGAGGAAAACGUACCGAUCACCACCCCUCCCACGAGCGCCCUGACAGCGUGGAGAGCAGCAGCGAUGUCGGACCAUGAUUUGGGUGGCCGUAGUCUCACAGUGAUGAUUGCAGCCGCCCGCUAGCCCGUGCCUCAC